Nasonia vitripennis (jewel wasp) is the source of this 1610-nucleotide messenger RNA. RefSeq lists its product as uncharacterized. The transcript is spliced from 4 exons. The record is from RefSeq and is a predicted model, not a curated record. The coding region runs from base 84 to 734 and encodes 216 amino acids. Lineage: Eukaryota; Metazoa; Arthropoda; Insecta; Hymenoptera; Pteromalidae.
AGUCAUAUACGUUGUACAUGUUUUGUCAACAGCAAGAUCAUGACUUACUUAAAUUUUAGUCGAAGCGUCGACUAGCGCACAGGAUGACGAAGUUAGUUUACACAAUAUGGGCUCUCAUAUUGAAUUGUAUGGGCAUUUCGGUUUUUAAAACAUGUUUCUCUGACGCAAUGGAAGAUGAUUACGGAGAUUACCUUCUCUCCGGACCUCCUAUAACCUCUAUAAUUUUUGCCCUUGGAGUCUACACAAUAACGUCCAACCUGAACUUUUACCCUGCAUCUUUUCGAAAGCCGAUCGCUUCGUUGAUGGGUCUUUACGAAUUUCUCGUGACAGCUUUUAUCUUAGAUUUUUCCGUCGCGUGCGUGUGGACUCCUAUCGACGUGCAUAUUUACACGACGUUCACCAGAGCGUUGUGCAAGGUUUUUAUCAGUUUUGGAUUCAGAGACGCGGCAACGUGGUUGUUGCACAACAAGUCUCCUAUGGCAAUAUUGUGCUGCGUCACGGCUAUCGGAUUCUUCCUCACCACGCUGCACGUCACGAGAUCGGUGGACUUCACGAUAUAUUCUGACUUUGGACCGCGUUUCUUUGCCGAUCACCUAAAAAGUACGAUGGUGAAGAAGAUAGCCAGCGAAUUACCGAAGUUGGAGGAAGCACAGUGCGAUGGAUCAUACAGAACCCGCAGAAGUCGGGGUCGAAAGCGAAGUCGGAAGACGACGAAUUCCAAGUCGCUGUACUGAAAUCUAGAGUGUGUGGGAGAAGGAAAAUAAAAGUCACAACGCUACAAAUAACAUUUUACACACUUUUUUUAUAUUAAAAAGAAGGCAUUUUUAUUUCGUUUGGAACUGAAAAUGAUAAAGUACAAAUGGUAUUGAUAAUAUAGUGAUAAUCAUGUAUCGUAAUCAAUCGUUAAUAAUAUUAAUUAAUUAAUAAUACGUGUAUCGAUUAUACUGUACGUAUAGAUUAUUAUACGGUAAUUGUACUAACGAGAUGUGUUCAGUGGCAGCGCACAUAUACAUAUGUAUUUAUAUAUAUAAUUUAUAUUUCUCAUCUAUGUAUUCUGUAUAUUACAGCAUCCGUGUAACGACGGCUACGAUAAAACAUUGGGUCGUACGACCUAUCAACUACGCGGUGUGAUAUCGCGAUCGGCGCUUGGCAUCCCGCGUAUAUAGUCAUAUUUGCCUUUCAUUCAUUAUUAUUUGCAUUUCUAUUUUAACUUUUUUUCAUCUGUUAAGUGAGCUAUAUAGUUUUCGUACUUAUUCCGGGCAGUGUGCAAUAGUUGACAGCAUAGAAAAGUAGCUUUCAGAUAUGUGUUUUGAGCAUAAGUUUCAUCUCGAAAUAAUCACUAAACACUAUUAGCAGUCCCUUUAUAUUUGUCCAUCCUGUAUAUAGGAAAUAUUACAUUAUACAACGUAUAAGUACACUUCAGAGUAUACGAUAAUAAAAAAUUUUACCGGUUUUUUUUUCUUUUAUUCAAACGAGUCCAGGACUCUUUACAAUGAGAUCAUUUCGAACGUUAGAAUCCCCGGGGGAAACGUUUAAGCAUCGGUAUAGAGGGUAAGUGAAAUCUUUUUAUACAGUAAAAAAAUCACGUACACUAACGAUUCGUUUUAUUA